AUGCCCUGCGGAGGCCUCUUCCAGGCAGUCGAGAUCUCGCAAUUUCUUUCAGACUUGGAGCACCUGCCCGGCCACGCGCUACCCCCACUGCAGCCGGCAGCCACCUUCUCAAAAGCCCCUUCGCCAAAGCUGCGGGGAGAGGCAGAGCGAGGCAAACUUGGCCACAAGGCCAGCGGCGGGCGGGAAGGGCUCAGUCGCCGGCUGCGCAUGCAGAGGGGGCAAGGCGGCGCGGCGGCGCAGGCGAAGAAGCGGAAGAGUUGGCCGGGCUCGGGGCGGCGACAAGGCGGCGGGCGAGCCGCCGGCCCCGGCGAGAAGGGGGCGCUGGGGCUUGCCCAGCCCGGGCUGCGGGGGAAGGCAGGCGGGCGGCUCGCCAGCCGCGGAGAUGCGCCCGGGCGCGGGGAUGCUCCUGCAAGUUCUCUGGCUCUGUUCCUUCGGGGGCUUCGCGCGGGCACACAAUGGGGAUCUUACAGUCAGACCACUUGUAAGCCGGGUUUCUCGGAAGACGAUUACACAGCUCUGGUUUCCCAAAACAUCGUGGAAGGGCAGAAGUUACUCAAAGUGAAAUUUAGCGACUGCUCAGAGACCAAGGGAAUCCGCUACGAAACCGACAACUUGGACUUCAAGGUGAGGACCGAUGGAACUAUCUACGCUACCCAAGAGGUGCAAAUCCCCUCGGAGCAGACAAUGUUUAUGGUGACGGCAUGGGAUCUCCAGGCCUUAGAAAGAUGGGAAACAAUGGUCAGGUUACUGGUGGGAGACAAAUCACAGCACAAGGGACAUAAGAAAGGAAAGAGGAACGUGUCGGCAGAUCUCCUCCCGCAACCCGGUGACAUUCUCUUGCCGUGGCGCCACCAUCAGAAUUCUCAUGGGUUGAGGCGGCAAAAACGAGACUGGGUCAUCCCACCGAUCAAUGUGCCCGAAAAUUCGAGAGGGCCCUUUCCUCAGCAGCUGGUUCGGAUCCGUUCAGAUAAGGACAGCGAGAUUCAUAUACGAUACAGCAUCACUGGAGUGGGGGCUGACCAGCCACCCAUGGAGGUCUUCAACAUUGACCCCAUCUCGGGGAGGAUGUACGUGACACGUCCCAUGGAUCGAGAAGAAAGAGCGUCUUACCACCUCAGAGCCCAUGCGGUAGAUAUGAAUGGAAACAAAGUGGAGAAUCCAAUUGACCUCUACAUCUAUGUCAUUGACAUGAAUGACAACCGGCCCGAGUUCCUCAACCAAGUCUACAAUGGAUCUGUUGAUGAAGGAUCUAAACCAGGGACCUACGUGACGACGGUGACAGCGAACGACGCAGACGACAGCACGACAGCCAAUGGGAUGGUGAGAUACCGGAUUGUGACUCAAACCCCCCAGAGCCCGUCGCAGAACAUGUUUACCAUUAACAGCGAGACAGGAGACAUUGUCACGGUGGCGGCUGGACUCGACAGAGAGAAAGUUCAGCAGUACACUGUCAUCGUUCAGGCCACAGAUAUGGAAGGAAACCUUAACUACGGUCUCUCAAACACAGCAACGGCGAUCAUUAUGGUGACAGAUGUGAAUGACAACCCACCCGAAUUCACUGCCAGCACCUAUUCCGGUGAAGUCCCAGAAAACCGAGUGGAAGUUGUGGUUGCUAAUUUGACCGUGAUGGACAGAGAUCAGCCACAUUCGCCCAACUGGAAUGCCGUUUACCGGAUUAUCAGCGGAGACCCUUCUGGUCAUUUCACCAUCAGGACCGAUCCAGUUACCAAUGAGGGCUUGGUUACGGUUGUGAGGGCAGUCGACUACGAGAUGAACCGGGCCUUCAUGCUGACAGUGAUGGUGUCCAACCAAGCUCCUCUAGCCAGUGGCAUCCAGAUGUCCUUCCAGUCUACAGCAGGGGUCACCAUUUCGGUCACCGACGUCAACGAGCCACCCUACUUCCCCGCAAACCACAGGCUCAUCCGGCUGGAGGAAGGAGUACCUACAGGGACGGCGCUGACAACCUUUUCAGCGGUGGAUCCGGACCGCUUCAUGCAGCAGGCUGUGAGAUACUCCAAGCUGUCAGAUCCGGCAAACUGGCUGAGCAUUAAUGCCACAAACGGUCAGAUCACCACCACCGCCGUCCUCGAUCGCGAGUCAGCCUACAUUAAGAACAACGUCUACGAGGCCACGUUCCUGGCAGCUGACAACGGUAUCCCUCCAGCCAGCGGCACAGGCACGCUGCAGAUUUACCUAAUUGACAUCAACGAUAAUGCUCCUGAGCUCCUGCCAAAGGAGGCACAGAUCUGUGAAAAGCCAAACCUGAAUGUCAUCAACAUCACAGCCGCCGAUGCUGACAUCGAUCCAAAUGUUGGACCCUUCGUCUUCGAGCUGCCAAGUGUCCCAUCUGCCAUCAGGAAGAACUGGACCAUUACACGGCUAAACGGUGACUACGCCCAGCUCAGCUUACGAAUCAUGUAUUUGGAAGCCGGCAUGUAUGACGUCCCAAUCAUUGUGACAGAUUCUGGAAACCCUCCUCUGUUUAACAUGUCCAUCAUUAAAGUCAAGGUGUGCCCCUGUGAUGAGAAUGGAGACUGUACCACCAUUGGAGCUGUCGCUGCGGCUGGACUGGGAACUGGAGCCAUCAUUGCCAUAUUGAUAUGUAUCAUCAUAUUACUAACCAUGGUGUUGCUCUUUGUGGUGUGGAUGAAACGGCGGGAAAAGGAGCGGCACACGAAACAGCUCCUCAUUGACCCUGAGGAUGACGUGCGGGACAACAUUCUGAAAUACGAUGAAGAAGGAGGGGGUGAAGAAGACCAGGAUUAUGAUUUAAGCCAGCUUCAGCAGCCAGAGAGCAUGGAUCAUGUGCUGAACAAGGCAAAUGGAGUCAGACGAGUAGACGAGAGACCAAUUGGCGCUGAGCCCCAAUAUCCUAUAAGGCCUGUAAUCCCCCAUCCCGGGGACAUUGGGGACUUUAUUAAUGAGGGCUUGAGAGCAGCAGACAACGACCCAACAGCCCCACCAUACGACUCCCUUCUUGUCUUCGACUACGAGGGCAGCGGUUCGACAGCGGGCUCGGUCAGCUCGCUUAACUCGUCCAGUUCUGGAGACCAAGAUUACGACUACCUUAAUGACUGGGGGCCAAGGUUCAAGAAACUGGCGGACAUGUACGGGGGAGGCGAGGAAGACUAAAAUGACCUCAUUCUAUUGUUUUAGUACAAAAAAAGAAAAAAAAAAGAGGAAAGCUCUAGAGUUAGAAGAGGAGGAAGGAAGGAAGGCAAAGAAACCCAACGGUGAAGAAGAAAAGGGUGAAGAAGCAAGAACUGUACAGAAGUGGCAGCUUUUUUAAUUACUAUGCCCUGCUGACUGUAUUCCUUUUAGUGGUGAUUUAGGAACAUUUCUUUUUCUGUUUUUUUCCCCUUUAUUUCUUUUUUUUUUAAAGAACAUCGAGCUGUCUAGCAUGAACACUCGUCUCUGCUGCAAUUGUGUUUUUUUUUAAUUAUUAUUUUUUUUUCUAAUGUGUCAGCAGGGAUAUGGCUUGUUCUAUCACUUUAUGACUAAGGGGAGUGAAAGGCACUCUGUCUUAACUUGAAUUUCUUAGAACAGAAGCACUGUUUUUAAAAUAUAUAUAUAGAUAUAUAUAUUUGAAAGUGCCUUUUGGUACAUGUAUCAGAUUCCCUCUAUCUCAGGAGUGUUCAGAAAAGAAACAAAAAAAAUUUAUGUUUCGACCGUCUUGGGCACCACACUCUAUGACCCUAAGCCAGUUCUAGCUGGGAAGGAAUUAACAAAAAAAAACAACCACCAC
Heteronotia binoei (common prickly gecko) is the source of this 3745-nucleotide messenger RNA. It is a transcript of the gene CDH4, whose product is annotated as cadherin 4. The transcript has 17 exons. Bases 1 to 3132 code for a protein of 1043 amino acids. Gene Ontology annotation, molecular function: cadherin binding; calcium ion binding. Gene Ontology annotation, biological process: adherens junction organization; cell-cell junction assembly; calcium-dependent cell-cell adhesion. The record is from RefSeq and is a predicted model, not a curated record. Lineage: Eukaryota; Metazoa; Chordata; Lepidosauria; Squamata; Gekkonidae. Gene Ontology annotation, cellular component: plasma membrane; adherens junction; catenin complex.